CCGAAGCCGAUCCCGCCUCGCCCAGCGGCUCCGACGUCUCGCACCAGCCCGCGCCCGCGCCCGCCGUGCCGCAGUUCCAGACCUUUGGCGAGGACCCCGUGGCCUUUGACGACCCCACCGUCUACCACAUCCGCCCCGUCACCCCGGGCAUGACCGACGACGACAAGCGCGAAAUCUUCGCCGUCGCCGUCUUCCCGCCCUCGGACCUGCAUGACAAGAUCGCCGGCCUGCCGCCCGACAAGGACUUCUCCAACGCGAAGCCCGCCACCCAGGUCAACGCCGGCGUCUUUGCCAACUACGUCGAGCCCUACAUCCGCCCGCUGACCGAGGAGGACGUGGCCUUUCUCAAGGAGCGCGGCGACCGCAUCGGGCCCUUUGUGCUGCCGCGCCGCGGCCAGCGCCACUACAAGCACGUCUGGGCCGAGGAGGACGGCGCCAUGCACCUCGACCCCGCCGUCGACCGCCCGCCGACCAACGUCCCGCGCGGCGCCGCCGAAGACGUCCAAGAGGAUGUCCUCGAGUCCGAGGUCGUGUCCGCCGGGCCGCUCGUCUCGCGCCUGCUGGCCACCCUCCGCCCCGAAGGCCGCGGCAGCCAGCACCCCGCCAGCGACACCAACGGCCUCAACGGCGAUGCCAUGGACAUUGACGACGGCCCCGCCGCCGCACCUGCAGACACCACCAGCGCCAGCGCCAUUCCCGCCGCCACCCAGCUGCCCGACUUCAUCGGCCGCGCGCCCCAGCCCAAUAGCGCUCGCGCCGACUACGCGUCGCUGGAAGACCGCAUGCUGAUGGAGCUGAAGCACUACGGCUUCCUCUCCGAAGCCGACACCGAGACCCAAUCCUACGACUCCCACUUCGACGACGAGGUCGCCCAGCGCCUGCGCUUCCUCCAGGAGGAGCUGCGCAAGCAAUCCAUCGUCAAUGGCGCCCGCAAACAGCGCCUCCUCGAGCUCACCAAUGAGCGCAUCGCCCAGCAGGAAUACAACACCAUCGCCGACGACCUCGACAACCAGCUCAACGCCGCCUACCUCAAGCGCAAUCGCAACAUUGGCAAGGGCAAGAAGCAAAAUAAGCGCCCCGGCGGCGCCGGCGGCGGCUCUCACGCUGUCGCCAACGCCGGCAUCACGCGUCCUGGCGUUGGCGAGCCCAUCAGGACCCUCAUGGAGCGCCGCACUCAGUGGAUCACCACCAUAGGGCCCGUGGUGAACUACGGCAAGACGGGGCUGCCGACCGAGACCAUCUUUCCCCCCGACAAGAUGGACGAGCUGGAGAGUCGCGAGGUCGAGAUCUGGAACACCGAGGCCGAGGAGUGACCGUCUUCGAUUUGGACUCGCGUGGGCGUUGACGGGCAUAUGGACGGCGUUUGGCAUGGGACUGGAUGUGUUGCCUUGAUGUAUUGUUGGCCCCCUCGUGAUCUGGCGUUAUUCAUAGCUGCCCGAGAUGUGUACGCUACAUCUACCUUGCAUUCGCAAGCACUGUUUUGCCAUGUAUUUUACAGCAAUAUCCCAAACACCUCGAUGAGAUUAGUGCUGCAUUUUGCCAAGUACUGUUUGGACCUGCCUGGGUGCAAUACAUCACACAGUCAAGUGCAGAAGCCUACAAAUUGCAUCAGGU
This is a messenger RNA of Boeremia exigua, 1614 nucleotides long. Its product is annotated as histone acetyltransferases subunit 3-domain-containing protein. Gene Ontology annotation, molecular function: transcription coactivator activity. The record is from RefSeq and is a predicted model, not a curated record. Gene Ontology annotation, biological process: regulation of transcription by RNA polymerase II. Bases 150 to 1313 code for a protein of 387 amino acids. The transcript has a single exon. Gene Ontology annotation, cellular component: SAGA complex. NCBI's taxonomy places the organism in Eukaryota, Fungi, Ascomycota, Dothideomycetes, Pleosporales, Didymellaceae.